This is a messenger RNA of Linum trigynum, 1326 nucleotides long. NCBI's taxonomy places the organism in Eukaryota, Viridiplantae, Streptophyta, Magnoliopsida, Malpighiales, Linaceae. The record is from the annotation of a GenBank genome assembly.
AUGGCGGAACUGCAAGAUCUGGUGGGUUCUCUGGCCACCUCCAGUGCAAACAAGUUCAACAACAUCGAGCAGUUCAUGGAGAAAGCUUCAGGCAAAUUCAUGGAGCUAGAAGCUGUUCAGAGAAACACGCAGACUGUUCUUCGGGAUAUCCAGACCCAGCUUGGGAGUGUUGCCCAGGCUGUAGCUAAGAUGCCUCCUGGUACUCUACCCGGUCAGACCAUCCCUCAUCCGCAGAACCCGAAUGAGCACUGCGGGGCCAUUACUACCAGGAGUGGCAAGGUGACUGCCGAUCCACCUGUUCGAACAGAAGAGAGAGAGACCCCUGCUUCAGCACUUCCAGCUAAUGAAGAUGACAUGGAGAAGGAGGUUGAGGUGCCUGCUCCUAAAACGCAACCAGUGGUGAAGGAGUAUGUACCCCAGCUCCCUUUUCCUACUCGGUUGCACAAGGACCGACUGGAGACUGAGUUUGCCAAGUUCAUGGCAAUGCUGAAGCAGGUGAAUAUAAGCAUGCCCUUCGUGGAGGCAUUAUCGAAGAUGCCCAAGUAUGCCAAGUUCAUGAAAGAUCUCCUCACCAACAAGAGGAAGCUUGGGGAGCUGUCAACGGUGAUGCUCAACGAGGAGUGUUCUGCCAUCCUGCAGAACAAACUACCAGAGAAGCGAAAAGACCCAGGGAGUUUCACUAUCCCUUGCAUGAUUGGUAGUUUGCAUAUAGGGAAGUCCUUGGAGGAUUUAGGCGCUAGCAUUAAUGUCAUGCCAUAUAAAUUGUUUAAAAAGCUAGGCCUAGGUGAACCCAGUGAUACUAGGAUGAGCAUUCAACUUGCUGAUAGAUCCAUUGUGCAUCCUAGGGGCAUUGCAGAGGACUUGAUAGUCGCAGUAGGGCCAUUCUCUUAUCCUGUUGAUUUUGUGAUUUUGGACAUAAAUGAGGAUGUGGAUGUGCCAUUGAUAUUGGGUAGACCUUUUCUCGCCAUCGCCAAGGCGCUCAUUGAUGUGAAUGAUGGAAAACUGAUUUUGCGAGCUGGGGGUGAACAAAUCACCUUCUCUGUUUCUGAUAAUAUGAAACACCCCCAGCUCCAUGAUGAUCUAGAUUACUGUGAUGUUGUUGCUGAUUUUGAGACCGCACUCGCCAUCACGAGUGCGGGUACUGAUGAUUUCCUUGAGCGUUGUCUUUUGCUAGGGGAACAGGCAUCACAGGACAUGCAGCUGGAGGAGCAGCUCGCGGAGCUAGACGAGGCCAUGAUCGAGGGGGCGAGAGAUACCAUUCAAGCCGAUACCUAUCUCGCCCCGGAUCGCUACAUCAUUGGAGGAGCCACCAGAGCUGGAGCUUAA